Messenger RNA from Oldenlandia corymbosa var. corymbosa, 1293 nucleotides. The record is from the annotation of a GenBank genome assembly. NCBI's taxonomy places the organism in Eukaryota, Viridiplantae, Streptophyta, Magnoliopsida, Gentianales, Rubiaceae.
CAAAAGGAUUUAUUUAUUAUUUAACUAAAAAAGAAAACUCGACCCAUCCAAACGAUUUCCAGAACUCCCAAAACAUUCUCCAGGUACGAACCCUAACUAUUUUCUUUCAUUCAGCUCCAAUUUGUGGUUAUCAUUACCUUAGAUAUCAAUAUCGUUGUUUUAGUCUUCAGAUUCCUUGCAUCACGAUCCGAGUUGUGAAUCUUGGCUCUGAUUGUUUGAAAGGGAGUUUGCUCAAUUCAUCUUCGUUUGAGGGAAAAUAAUCAAAGAUGACGACGGCGGCAAGACCCACAUGGGCGCCGGCUAAAGGAGGAAACGAGCAAGGUGGCACUCGAAUCUUUGGCCCCUCUCAGAAGUAUUCUUCCAGGGACAUCGCCGCUCAUACUACCUUAAAACCCAGGAGGGAGGGACAAGACACUCAGGAUGAAAUUCAGAAAAGGAAUCUACGGGAUGAGUUAGAGGUCCGCGAGCGCAGGCACUUCUCAUCAAAAGAUGAUAAAGAUCGUCGGAAGGGGAGUCAUCAUCUUCUUUUAGAUGGGCCUAGGAGACCAAAUGAAGAACGUAUUACUCGCAAUGACGACGACGACGAUGAUUUGGAUCCCAAAAGCAGUGAUGAAAGUGAGGAUGAUGACGACGACGAUGAUGAUGAAGCUCUUUUAGCAGCGCUCGAACAGAUCAGAAAGGAAAAAGCAGAGGAGAAACUGCGAAAAGAACGACAAAUGCAAGAGGAAGAACUUAAAGCCAAAGAAGCUGAGUUGUUGAAGGGAAAUCCUCUUCUCAAUAAUCCUACAUCCUUCAAUGUUAAGAGGAGGUGGGAUGAUGAUGUCGUCUUCAAGAACCAGGCUCGAGGUGAGGCUAAGGCGCCCAAGCGGUUUAUUAAUGACACAAUCAGGAAUGACUUCCAUAGAAAAUUCCUACAAAAGUAUAUGAAGUGACCUCUCUGCAAGGAUUCUGGGGUAGAGAAUUGUGUAAUAUCUUUAUUAUUUUUAAGAAAUUAAAUGAGUUCUCAAUUGGGCUCUUCUCUGCGUGCUACUGCUUUGAAAGCUCCAACUCUUCUGUAAUGAAUGUGCAACUUUUUGAUAUGUGAUUUUGGAAACAUCGAUGCCGUAUGUUGUAACUAUCUCCAUGUAUCUUGCUAAAUCUGAAUGAAUGUUUAUCUGGUUUCUUGUUCUCAUUAUCUCAAUUUAUCUUGCUGUAGCUUUGUUUAUCUGGGAUUUUUGUUCUGGUGUAAUUUGGUACAUUUUGAGUUUGUAUUUGUAUUUUCAUUUUCAUUUUAUUUUUUUAAUUUGUCUCUGG